Molecule: messenger RNA, 1707 nt
Organism: Miscanthus lutarioriparius
Lineage: Eukaryota; Viridiplantae; Streptophyta; Magnoliopsida; Poales; Poaceae
Source: the annotation of a GenBank genome assembly
AUGGAAGAAAGUGAUAUUACUCAGGCUAUGCGAACGUCCUCCAGUCGCUCUGGUGAGCCUGUUUUCCUACCUGCUGUUGGCAUGGAGUUCGACUCCGCAAAAGAAGCAAAAGACUUCUGCAACCUAUAUUCAUGGGAAAUUGGAUUUGGCAUUAGAAAAGGUCGAAACAGAGUGAAUGACAACAAUUACACAACGAGGCAGGAUUUCGUACGCUCAUGUGAGGGCCUCUGUCCUAACAGCAGGGCUGCAACCUGCAGGACUGGCUGCAAAGCCAUGAUCAGGCUUCAUCGCACCAGUGAUCAUGGAUGGGUUAUUUCUCGGCUUCACCUGCAACACAAUCAUCCUUGUUCUGCUACCCAUGGGCAGAACAAACAGUGGCUCUCACACAGCGACAUUGGUCCUAUGACCAAGGAUGUUGUUCAGAAGCUCCGUGAAAAUAAUAUUCCUAUAGGGAGGGUUUGCAGCAUUCUAGGGGUUGACGGUACUCAAUCAACAAUUCCUAUAAGGAAAGAGGCGGUAAGAUCUCUUUGCGCUAGAAUUGCCCAGGAUAAUAUUAAGGACGACAUAGGGAAGACAUUGGGCCUUCUUGAGCAGAUGAAAAGGAAUGAUGUUGGCAUGGAAAUCAGCUUUAAAAUUGAUGAAGAUGGUAAGAUUAAAUUGAUGCUCUGGUGCACUGGAAAGAACAGGGCUGACUACGCAAAGUUCGGUGAUGUGUCCAUUGUGUUUGGUGGGGUAUUGCUGACAACUGAGAAGGUUGAGGAUUUUGAGUGGGCUUUCAGCAAGUUUGUAGAAAUAAUGGGUGGCAAGGAACCCCACACUAUACUCACAGAUCAGUGCCAAGAGAUGGCUGCAGCCAUAAAAACCACACUGAAGGCGACUAAUCACCGGUGGUGUCGAUGGCAUGUUUUGAGGAAGACCAAGCAAAAAGUUGGUCCUACCUACAGCAAGAAAAUUAACUUUAAGAAAGAAUUCAACAAACUUGUCACCGAAGAAACAAUGGUACUUAGAUGCGUAUGUAGGAAGUGUCGUGUUGGUGUGCCCAUUGAGCGCCAUGCUGAACUAAUUUACACUAGGAGAAUUUACGAGAAGUUCUAUAAUGAACUAUAUUAUGCCGGUGGAUAUGCGAUCAAAAGUAGGACUUCUGAUGGUGUAUUUGAAGUAGCUCACUCAUUGUUCGAUGGCAAUGCUGAUCAGAUUUUCUAUAAGGUUGUAUAUGUUGGUGGUGAGAAGAUCACAUGCCAGUGCGGGCUUUAUGAACAUCUGGGUUUGUUGUGCAGGCAUUCGCUUAAGGUUCUUGUAUACUUGGACGUCAAAGAGAUACCCAAGAACAAUAUCAUGCCUCGUUGGAUGAAGGAUGGAGAUGAAAGUGCUGACCACAGUAAUGUCAAGACUGGCUUUGACGUAAUUCGGGGGUCAAGUGACGUCCUAAAGAAAAGGGCUCUAGUCAACCGAGUGCUCGAGGUUGCGUAUGGACCAAAUACUAUUAGUGAAGAAGUCUAUGCUCAAGCCAUGGGAGUGAUGGAUUUGGUUAGGUCACAAUCUUCAAUGCUGCAACCAUUGGUUGAUCAACCAUUUCAUGAUCCCCGUAUCAGUGCAGUUACAUCAGCUUCUGCUAUCGGUGCUCCAACCAAUAUUCGCUGUCCGGACAGACCAACAAAGAAGGGAAGACCUGCCAAUUCUAGCCUUCAGUCAUGGAAGGAAGAGUAG